AGAGAGGGAGGGGGUGCCUCCUCCUCCUCGGGCUCGCGGAGAAAGAAACUUGGGACAGCCGAGCAGAGGAGAGCAGCGGUGCCGAGGCGAGCCGGGCCGGGCCUCCGAGCGCCGCCGCCCCCACCCCACGCCGGGGGCCAAGAUGGUGUCCUGGAUGAUCUCCCGAGCCGUGGUGUUGAUUUUUGGAAUAUUGUAUCCUGCUUAUUAUUCAUACAAAGCUGUGAAAACAAAAAACGUCAAGGAAUACGUUCGGUGGAUGAUGUAUUGGAUUGUUUUUGCCCUUUAUACUGUGAUUGAAACAUUGGCAGACCUAACCGUUGCUUGGUUUCCCUUGUACUAUGAGAUGAAGAUUGCUUUUGUCAUUUGGCUGCUCUCCCCAUACACCCGUGGGGCAAGUUUAAUCUAUAGGAAGUUCCUUCACCCACUACUUUCUUCAAAGGAAAAGGAGAUCGAUGAUUAUAUUGUCCAGGCCAAAGAACGAGGCUAUGAGACCAUGGUAAACUUCGGUCGCCAAGGUUUAAACCUAGCAGCCACCGCUGCUGUGACUGCUGCCGUGAAGAGCCAAGGAGCGAUCACUGAACGUUUGAGAAGUUUCAGCAUGCACGAUUUAACAGCCAUUCAAGGAGAUGAACCUGUGGGACAGAGGCCCUAUCAGCCUGCCCCUGAAACUAAAAAGAAAACCAAAACCACUGCCAGUGAGUCUACAGGUUACAGAAUUCCCUCAAAAGACGGAGAUGAGAAAACAGACGAAGAUGGCGAUGGGCCGUGUUCAGACGAUGAAAUGGUAACACACAGAGGCCUUCGAAGAUCCCAAAGCAUGAAGUCUGUGAAGACUGUCAAAAGUCGCAAAGAGGCCAGUCAAGUACGGUACGGCUCAUUAAAAUAUAAAGUGAAGAAAAGACCACAGGUGUAUUUUUAGUGGACCAAAUAUCUCAGAGUGAACUGCUGUAAUGCAGUAACUUGACUUCAAUACAUCCUGUAUUUGUCCAUUUAAAAUAAUUCCUCGAGGAACAGCGAUGAUAGGAUGGAUAGAGAUAGCUUUUAUCUGUUAAGUACGUGGAUAGGUUUUAUUUCUCUAAUUAUUACUUAAUAAUCUUGACUAUUAAAAGCUAUUUAUAUAAACUGUAGUUCUUUCAACUCUGAAGAUAAAUUACAAAUGAUAGAAAAUGUUACCCCUUUUUAAGUUGGUUAACACUAAUUGAGUCUUUGCUGUACAAGGCAAAAGCACACACACAAAAAAUUUCUUUAGUAUACUUGAAAAGAACAUUUUUCUGGUUCAGGAAACUUUACAAAGCCUUUAUGGUUAUUGUAAUUUGCUUACCUCCAUUUGUGCUAUGUAAAUUAUAUAAUGAGUCAUGAAAGAGACCAAUUUAUUCUAAAUUUGUGCAUUGGUACAGUGAGCACAGAAGGAGAGAAAAUAAGUUACAUUUUGUAUAUCCUUGGAAAUUUUACUUGUGUAAGAUUUUCAGGUCUCCUAAUCCUCACCAAGUUUUAAAACUGAUUUGAAAACCAGGUAUCUACACCCAGCACUUUUAUACCUAUACAGCUUUGCACACUUAAAAUUGUUUACUUUUUUACAGCUGUACAUUUUUUUCUUUUAUUGAAACUAUUUUCACCGUUCUUUGUCUCAUUUUGCCAUGUCAUAUGUAUGCUUUGUUCUCUUUAAUUUUUCUUCCUGUGGGUUUAAUUCUUUAAAUGUAUUUUGAUUUUGGAAACAUGAAACAUAACUGACCUUUUCAUUAAAUAUCCAUUUUAGGUUUUUAAAAUUACUUUACCUUCUCACGAAUGAGAAGCAAUGUGUGACUGAUACCUACUUUUACAUUUGCAGUUCUGUUUUGCAGUUAAAUAUAGUAUGUUCCUAUUAAUAAUACCAAUUAAGCUUUUUAGUUUUAAAGACAAUACUAGCUUAAAUAUAGUAAUGGUAAGCAGUCCAACACUGCACCCCAAUUUUGUGAACUGUCUCAAAGCUUGAAGCAUAAAUUAUUGGUUUUAUGUGAAUCUCAGUGAUCGAUUUCUGAGUCUGGCAUCGGCUGGCUCCAUUUCAUUGAAUCACUUCUCUCCUGGCUAAGAUGUCUCCCCUGAGGAUGAGGACAUCCCAGUGGGAAAUAUAAGGAUUGUUAUCUUUUUUCAUCUGAAAAACCAUUUCUCUACGAGGAAAAUGUAUCCUAAUGAGUCUUCUUUUAGCAAAAGGUUUGGGGGUUUAAAUUAUUGAGGCUUGAAUAAUGGACUCUUACUAUUAUGUACCUGGAUUGCUUUCUUCACAUUGAAAAUCAAAGUCUUUUGAA
Molecule: messenger RNA, 2285 nt
Organism: Vombatus ursinus (common wombat)
Lineage: Eukaryota; Metazoa; Chordata; Mammalia; Diprotodontia; Vombatidae
Gene: REEP3
Product: receptor accessory protein 3
Exons: 8
Coding region: 143-919 (258 amino acids)
Biological process (GO): endoplasmic reticulum tubular network organization
Cellular component (GO): endoplasmic reticulum membrane; cytoplasmic microtubule; endoplasmic reticulum tubular network
Molecular function (GO): microtubule binding
Source: RefSeq, a predicted model, not a curated record